This is a messenger RNA of Aspergillus versicolor CBS 583.65, 2094 nucleotides long. RefSeq names its product putative choline transport protein. The record is from RefSeq and is a predicted model, not a curated record. Bases 252 to 1805 code for a protein of 517 amino acids. Gene Ontology annotation, cellular component: membrane. The transcript has 5 exons. Gene Ontology annotation, molecular function: transmembrane transporter activity. Gene Ontology annotation, biological process: amino acid transport; transmembrane transport. Lineage: Eukaryota; Fungi; Ascomycota; Eurotiomycetes; Eurotiales; Aspergillaceae.
AAGGGCCUUUCCGAUAUCACCUAUCGAGCUGUAUCUCUCUAUCAGCAUAACUUACAAGGAACGCCAAUCAUUAUGUAACCACUUUGGCUAUUUCCGAAGCUUAGCUUUAUUCUUUGCUUCUGGUUUUAAUAUCCAGCGGCCCCAGGUUUCUUCAGCCUGGGUGGGGUUCUGUCAAUGCGGAACCAUAGCCCUCACCGCGGGUAAUCCUGUAUCUCUUCGUCGCCUUGAGAUCCGGAAAGAGCAUCAAAAUUAUGGAUACCGUUCAGGAAUCCAAAUGCUCAACAUCCAAAGCCGACCAUGAUGCUGCUCCCAUUCCCGAUGCCGAACUGGCAAAGGGCGAGGUUGGCAUCGCGGGCCAGCUAGACAUGCCCAUGAAGCGCAAGUUCAAUAUUUUGAGCAUCAUCGCUGUUGGAUACAAUAUUUCAAACAGCUGGGUGGCUAUCGCUGCUAGUUUCGCCAUCGCUAUUCAGUCAGGGGGUGCCGUGUCUCUGCUCUAUGGUAUCAUCCUCGUCACCUUUGCCAUGCUCUGCACAGGUGUGACUCUGGCCGAACUGGCCAGUGUUUACCCUACCGCUGGGGGACAAUACCAUUUCACUUCAAUAUUAGCCUCCCGGCGUUGGAGUCGCGGGCUAUCAUACUUCAGCGGCCUCGCGGCGAUAUUCUCGUGGAUUUGUCUGGGUGCUUCGAUUAGUUUGUCUUCGACAAACGUACUCAUGGCAAUAAUAAUUCGCUGGCGACCGGAAUACCAGCCGCAGACAUGGCAUUACUUCCUUGUCUAUCAGUUAUUCAAUAUAGUGAUCGUUCUUUACAAUUCGUUCCUGACCAACAAGACUCUCUGGGUGUACAACGUUGGAUUUCUCCUUUCCAUCUUAACCUUUGUCGUUAUUACAAUUACGUGCCCAGCUCGGUCUGGCGUGCAGGUCGACUCACGAGAGAUCUGGGGUACAUUUGUCAACGGGUCUGGUGGCUGGCCGGACGGUAUAUCAUUUUUGACAGGCCUCACAACACCACAAUUCAUGCUAUCCGGUCUCGACGCAACCCUUCAUCUGGCAGAAGAAUGUCUUGAUCCGGAGCGAGUUGUACCCAAGGCAGUGCUGGUUACUGUCCUUGUAGGGUUCUUGACUGCAUUUCCCUUCUCUAUCGGUAUCAUUUACAGCAACCGCAACGUCGGGGAGUCGUUGUCCACCUCAACUGGGUUCCCUAUUUAUUUCAUCUGGGAAAAGGCCACGCACUCGCCUGCGGCCGCAACAGUGUUCAUGGCCUCCCUAUUCAUUAUCUCCUGUGUCGCAAUCAACGCCGUCCACCAAACAGCGUCCCGGCUUACCUGGUCUUUCGCGCGCGACGAUGCCCUCUUCUUCUCUCGAAAGAUAUCAUCUGUACAUUCUUCCCUUGGGGUUCCAAUAUACGCUCUCGUUCUCAAUGGCGUCCUCGUCUUUCUUGUCGGGAUCAUCUACGUAUGCUCGUCAACAGCCUUCAACUCAUUCAUCAACACAACCGUGGUCGUCGCGCAAAUAUCGUUCGCUAUCCCUGCUGCCCUCCUGAUCCUUCGUCGUCGAUCAACCGACUAUCUCCCAUCGAACCGGCCAUUCAAGGUGCCAAAUGUGGUGGGAUACAUCUCAAAUGUGGUCUGCAUUAUUUGGGCAGUCAUAUUGACUGUCUUCUUCUGCUUCCCUGCUGAGCUUCCAGUCACUGGCGGCAAUAUGAAUUACGCCUCAGUCGUACUGGUUGUCAUGCUUGUGAUCGGGGUAGCGAAUUGGUUUGCGUACGCGAGGAAACAUUAUCAUGGACCUAGGUUGGAAAUUUAGAUGUAGUGGUGGAAAGCAUUCGUGCGACAAGAACAAUCUCAGUCAUGUCACAGGCAGUGUUUCUCAUGUGUUUCUGGUGGGCCCGCCCGAUUUAUCUAAGAAACUUUCUGAAUUGCAACAAGUGCAUGAACUCUCCUCCUACACCGUAUCCAGCUGGAGUCGGGUAAAUUUCGCGUACAGUCGCCAACUCGCCAUCAAGUUAUUUAGGUUGUUCGCUUACAGGCGUCUGUUUGAUUGGACAGACUUCUCUUAGCGAUGCGGGGAAUGUCCAAUAUGCAAUCUCAGCUCC